This is a messenger RNA of Cladocopium goreaui, 3236 nucleotides long. The record is from the annotation of a GenBank genome assembly. NCBI's taxonomy places the organism in Eukaryota, Dinophyceae, Suessiales, Symbiodiniaceae.
CUUUUCACCCAGCCUUCGCCCCAGCCAUGUGGUUGGCCUUGCUUACCCUCGCCCUCGCCGUGCAAAAAGCGGCUGGGAAUUGUGACUGCACCGGUGUGGGUCCCGGCUCCGAAGGGCUGGCGCGGGGACUUCCCGUGGAGUAUGGCGUUUCCUGCGCCGCCUGGGAUGAUGGCGAUUGCUCCAGCCAUGCUUGUGGCACCCUGCAGCAAUGCAAUGAGCUUUAUCCCGAUACCACCGCUGGUUUGUGGUGUUGCAGGGCCUGGUGUUAUGUGAGUUCUUCUUGUACACUGGCAGAUGUGCAGCCAACGACGGUUGGGUCAAGCCCACUCUACUAUUCAUAUCAGGCAUGCAGCACAACUGUUUCCUACAAUGACACCACAUGCCCAUGGCAGCAGGAUGUUUCAUUUGAAGAGGCGUCUGCAGCCAUCCUUGUGGCCGAAAAAAUUGGUGACUUGUUCGCCGAAUCUGCAGCUGUCAACCUGGCGGUUACCAGCACAGUGGAUAGCGAGGAGGUGGCCGUGGUUGCUGACAAAGACCCCAAGCUGUGCCUCUAUGCGCUGCGCUCCUAUGGCGGAGAACGUACCUUCUGCACUGCGGUGCAAAGCGCGCCGGCGUAUUCCCUGGCGGUGUCUACUCAGUGGGUUGCCAGUGCCAGUGAAGGAGGUACAUCCAUUGAGUUUUGGCAGCUGAAUAGCACCUCCCUGAUCUCCUUGGGCACCAUGGCGGCGGGUGGCCGUGUGCGGUACCUCAAACACACUGCGCUGGGCUUGCUGGGCUCCAGGGAAGAUGAGAUGGUGGCGCUGUGGCCGCUGGCGGACCUUCCCACAGCUUUGGCAGGCGGUGAAACACCCGAGACGCUGGGGCCUUUCAGCUGGGCGCCCAAGGCCAUGGAGAUGGUGACCUUCGGUCAAAAGCAGGGCCUGGCGGUGGCCUCCUUCGCGGACAUCGAAAUCUGGGUGAAGUUGACGGGUUGGAGCAAACUCAGCAGGCUCAGCGGACAUUCACGGCUAGUCACCAGCCUGAGUUUCUUGCCAUCGCUAGGAUUGCUGGCGAGUGCAUCCAUGGAUUCCAAUGUGGGAAUUUGGCAUCAUCAAGGCGGUUCCUGGAAAUUGGCCACGCUUUUGUAUGACCAUAACCAUCCGGUGAAUGCCAUCGCAUGGAUCCCAUCGGGUCCCCUGCUGGCUUCCGGUGAUGAGAAGGAACUCAUUCUGUGGCGGCCUGCAACGAGUCCAUCCUGUGAGUUCACAUACUCCAUGGGUUAUUAUUUGCCUGGCUUCAACCGCUACGUAGUGGAAGGCAGGACGGUGGAUGAAUGCCAGUCGCUGUGCUGUGAAAAUCCUUGGUGUACCUCCUUCGACUAUGCUGAGAAGGGAGAUGGCAAGACCCAUGGGCCCAAAACCUGUUGGCUGAGCAGCGCCAGUGAAGGUCUGAAUGGCGGAGGUGGCCUGGAAUGGGACCCCACCAACAAUUACCACUACUACGAGGUCACCAAACGCGGCUCCCGCUUUAUGACGCUGACCGAGAAGAAAGGCAUAUUAUCUUUAGCACUUGCUGGUGGCAACAGCAUGCUGCUCUCCAGGGAUCUGGGGGUAGGUGCUGUGGAUGUCUGGAAAUUGUCGGCUUCAGUAUGCCCGGAUCGGCAGAUGGCCAAGGGCGAUGGUGCUUUGUGUAAGCUGUGCCCCCUGGGCCGGGCGGGGAAGGGCGGCCUGUGUCCGGUGUGUCGGCCUGGAACCUAUGCGGCUGAGGAAGGCUUGGAUGCCUGCACGCCAUGUCCCUUGGGCACCGAGAUGCCUGGCCUGGGCGGCGUCGCGUGCAGUGCCUGUCCUGCGGGGAGCUAUGCAGGGGAGCUGGGCACGGUGAGCUGUAUGCCAUGCAGGCCAGGAUACUUCAACCAGCACAGCGGCUCCCAAUCGAGCACUUCUUGCGUCGCUUGUGGCCCCAGUUACUUCAGCAACUCCUCGGGGUCUUCUAGCUGUCAGAGGUGUCCUGAGGGCACAGCGCAUGACUCCUAUGCGGUGUCUGACUCUUUGGCCUGCACGGAGUGCAAGCGCUGCGGCACCGUGGUGGCGGAUCUGUGUCCCGUCCCCAAAGACGGCCAGUGCCAGGACUGCCCCGCAGGCAUGGUGAAAACCAAGGAGGGCCCCAGCUGUGAAUAUUGUCCUCCUGGGGAGAUUCCCAAUGGCAUACCGCAAGGUGUCACGUGUUUGGCCUUUCCCCGCGGCAACUUCAAUGCGGUGAUCGACCCCAACAACCGCAUGUGUUGGCAACGCCCUUCAUAUGAUCAGAUCCAAUGCCCUUUGCAUCCCAAUGGCGGAUGGUUGACCACCCCGACUGACACCAUCAACCAGAAGUUCUUGAGCCUUUCUGACGCGGAGAACGCGAUUUGUUCAAACCUGCACUGCAUGGGAGCCAUCAUUGAGACACAGGAGAUCUACCUCCGUAUGAACGGUGGCAAUUGUAAGGUCGACUCCGGGCUCGAGGCGCUGUGUUUGUGGAGCAAGGACGCCAUCAACAGCGAGAUCGCCGCGCGAGAAGCGGCCCUGAGGCAGGCGGAGGAGGCCUCGUUGUUGGCCAUGAGAAAAGCCAAGUGUGAGGAGGUCUGCAACUGCGCGGAUCUUUGCACCGAGGUCACCCUGGAAGAGGACGCCAAGGAGGACGCCUUCGACGUGCUGCCCUUCAGCGCGGUGAGCUGCGAGGUGCACGGCAGCAGCGAUGCGUUGACGUGCCAUGCCACCUGUAAGUCCACACAGCCGGCGAAGACGGUGAACAAACCAUGGCAGUGCAUGGCAAAUAGCCAGGUGGCUGAUAUACAGGUACAAAUGAGCACUUUACCGCGUUGCCUCGCAAGCUGCAACACAUGUCCGGAGGACAGUGUCCAUGGUUCCUUUACCCUUUGCGAUUCACUAGGGUCACUAGGGGGGGCACAGGGGAAACCAUGGUCAGUGGCAGCUCUUACUAUGGCAACAUGGUUUGUGAUUUUAGUUCAGGGUAUGUCUUAAAAUAGGGCACCCCCAGUUCCCAUUGGUUUCCCAAUUCCAAACAUAAUUUUUCCAUGGAUUUUCUGGGCACCCCUAUUUUGAGACAGACCCAAGUUGAUGCUGAGAGAUUUUCAAUCGAUUUGCUGACCGGUCCGACUGGGAACCAGUCGCUGGCGAACACCCGAUUUUCAAGUUUCAAAGCAGUUUGGCAAAGCUAGCUCUUUGUUUUCAAGGAGGGCUGCAAAUAUCGGUUGAAAA